AUGUCCCAAGUCCAGGAGUUCAGCAUCUCUGUCCCCGAAGAGGACAUUGACCGACUCAAACAGAAGCUCUCGCUGACAACCUUUCCGGACGAGCUCGAUGAUUCUGGAUGGGAUUAUGGCGCGCCUCUCGCAGACAUCAAACGCCUGCAUAAUCAUUGGCUGAACAACUACAACUGGCGAACACACGAGCAGCAGCUGAACCGCGACGCAGGCUCUCAGUACACAGCCGACGUCCCCGUUGAAGGCUUCGGCAGUCUGAACGUCCAUUUCGUGCACCAAAAGAGCAAGGUCAAGAAUGCAAUCCCCUUGCUCUUCUGCCACGGCUGGCCCGGCAGCUUCAUCGAGGUGCUCAAGAUCCUCCCCGCGCUCGUUGAAGGCGGCAACGGGGCGCCCGCCUUCCACGUCGUCGCGCCCAGUCUCCCUGGCUACGGCUUCUCCGAAGGCGCAAAGAAGCGCGGCUUCAGCACAGCCCAAUACGCCGAAAUCUGCCACAACCUAAUGCUCUCCCUCGGCUACCCUACCUACGCGACCCAAGGCGGCGACACGGGCUACUUCGUAACGCGCCUCAUGGGCCUGGCCUACCCGACGCACUGCCUCGCCUCCCACAUCAACACGGCGGCGCCCUCGUGGCCCAAGCCUCACACCAACCCUUUGCUCUUCGCGCAGUUUCUCGUGACGCCCUUCAGCGCCGCCGAGCGCGCGGGCCUCGAGCGCUUGAAAUGGUUCGAGAAGGAAGGGAUGGGGUACUUCAAGCAGCAGGCGACGAAGCCGCAGACGCUGGGGUACGCGCAGGCGGACAGCCCGGUUGGGCUGCUCGCCUGGAUCUACGAGAAGCUGCACGAUUGGACCGACGACUACCCCUGGACCGACGACGAGGUCAUCACGUGGGUCAGCAUCUACUGGUUCAGUCGUGCGGGACCGACGGCCGCGGCGAGGCUGUAUUAUGAGGCUACGCACGACAAGAAUAUUCCUGACUUGUUCCAGAAAGUGGGGGGAUGGGUCCCUGGCGUUAAGUUGGGGAUUGCGCAUUUUCCGAAGGAGCUGGUAAAUUUGCCUAGGCUGUGGCAUCAGGGGAUGGGGGAGGUUGUGUUUGAAAGCGUGCAUGAGAGUGGGGGGCAUUUCGCGGCGUGGGAGAGGCCGGAUGCCAUUGUGGACGAUUUGAGGAAGAUGUUUGGGAAGGGCGGAGGCGCGUUUGGGGUUGUUGAGGGGUGUAGUGGCUAUAAUAGUGAGGGCUAG
This is a messenger RNA of Coniosporium apollinis CBS 100218, 1236 nucleotides long. RefSeq lists its product as uncharacterized. The record is from RefSeq and is a predicted model, not a curated record. Gene Ontology annotation, molecular function: epoxide hydrolase activity. Gene Ontology annotation, biological process: epoxide metabolic process. The transcript is spliced from 2 exons. Lineage: Eukaryota; Fungi; Ascomycota; Dothideomycetes. Bases 1 to 1236 code for a protein of 411 amino acids.